Telopea speciosissima is the source of this 1571-nucleotide messenger RNA. Its product is annotated as geraniol 8-hydroxylase-like. The coding region runs from base 22 to 1548 and encodes 508 amino acids. The record is from RefSeq and is a predicted model, not a curated record. NCBI's taxonomy places the organism in Eukaryota, Viridiplantae, Streptophyta, Magnoliopsida, Proteales, Proteaceae. Gene Ontology annotation, molecular function: monooxygenase activity; iron ion binding; heme binding. The transcript is spliced from 2 exons.
AGGCAGCUUCCACCACUGACCAUGGACUGGCUCAUUUUCCUAUUCAUCUCCUUCUUUCUCUUGAUUUCCAUCCAUGGUUUCUUUCACCUCCGUAAUCACUUCAACCCACCCAGCAAAAUAUUCCCACCAGGCCCAACUGGUCUCCCUAUCCUCGGCAAUCUCCUCCAACUGGGAGACAGACCCCAUGAAUCCCUAACCCAACUAGCUACUAUCCAUGGCCCUCUCAUGACCGUUCACCUGGGCUUCGUCACCACCAUCGUUGCCUCUUCCGUGAACACUGUAAAAGAAAUCUUACAAACCCAUGACCAAGCCUUCAUGGGUCGAUCUAUACCUAACGCUGCAACUGCAGAAACCGGUUAUGAAUUCUCCAUUACUUGGCUUUCUGGUGGCCCUCGUUGGAGAAACCUCAGAAAGCUUUGUAAUACCCAGAUCUUCACUACACAGAGACUCAAUUCGAUGCAAACACUAAGGUUGCAGAUGAUGGAAGAGAUGGUUAAGAAUGUUGUGGAGAUCUGUGAAAGUGGAGAUGGUGUCAAUGUUGGGAGGAUAAUUUUUGGUACUACCUUGAAUUUGUUGUCUAAUACUUUCUUCUCUUUUGAUAUGAUUGAUCAGAAAUCUACGAAGGUGGAAGAGAUUAAAGAUGUUAUUUGGAGGAUUAUGGAUCUUGCAGGGAAACCCAAUGUUGCAGAUUAUUUUCCUAUGUUUAGGGCAUUUGAUCCGCAAGGGAUAAGGAUGGAAAUUAAGGUUUGUUAUGAUAGGCUCCAUUCUUUGCUUGAUGAUGUUAUCCAUGGUCGUGUGCAACGUAGAGCUUCCGGGUCAGUGAGAUCGGGUGAUUUCCUUGAUGUUCUUCUUGAUUAUAGCCAUGAACAUGGCGAUGACUUUACUCUCCGGGACAUCAAGCUUUUGCUCUCGGCACUGUUCAUAGGAGGAACAGAUACAACCACAACAACAUUGGAGUGGACAAUGGCAGAGCUGCUUCACAACCCAACCCCAAUGUCAAUUGCACAACGCGAGCUCUCUGAAACAAUCGGUGCAGGUCGAAGCAUCAAAGAAGCAGACUUCCAUAACCUCCCAUAUACGAAAGCAGCACUAAAAGAGUCCAUGCGCCUACAUCCUACAGUACCAUUACUCUUACCUCACAAAGCAUUAACUGACGUAGAUCUCUACAACUUCCACAUACCAAAGCAUACUCAAGUGCUCAUAAAUGUAUAUGCCAUAGCAAGAGACCCUUCUUAUUGGGUUAACCCGAACCGUUUCUUACCAGAUAGGUUCUUAGGAUCCGAAAUAGACUUUAGAGGGAAUCACUUAUGUUUCAUUCCCUUUGGUGCGGGGCGGAGAAUGUGCCCAGGACUGCCACUUGCAGAGAGGAUGCUGGAGAUGAUGUUAGCUACAUUACUAAAUCGUUUCCAUUGGAAGCUUCCUAAAGGAAUGGCACCAGAGGAGAUGGACAUGAAGGACAAGUUGGGGAUUUCGCUCCAUAAAGCCACACCAUUGAUUGCAGUUCCAGUACUUGUCAAUGUUGAUAAUUCAGAACCAGAUAAGAAUUAGUUGGACAAGGAUUAUGUGGUAUC